AUGAUGAAACAACCAGACGAAAAUAUUUCAAUAACAAAUUCUGAUUAUAUGACAUGUAAUGGUCAUCAAGAUGAUUUAAUAAAAACUCGUCAAGAUUCUGAUAAUGAUGAUGCAGCAACAAAUACAAGUUCAACAUCAUCAAUUAAUGAUGUAUCAUUUAAUAAUUGUCCUAAUAUAUCAUCAUCAUCAUCAUCAAAUUUAAAUACAAGUAGCAUAACAACAACAAAUUUAAAUAAUCCUAAUGAACUUAUUCUUUCACCUGAAAUUUCAUUUAAUAUACGAAUACAAUCGCCUGGUUUAGAUAUAUUUGAUUUAUCGGUAACAUCAAGUGAACUUGUACAAGAAAUUCAUCAAGUUUUAAUGGAUAAAGAAGAAACAUGUCAUCGUACUUGUUUUUCAUUACAACUUGAUGGAAUUAUUCUUGAUAAUUUUUCGGAAUUAAAAAAUAUCGAUGGUUUAAAAGAAGGAAGUGUAUUAAAAGUUGUUGAAGAACAAUAUACUGUACGUGAAGUACGUAUUCAUAUACGACAUAUAAAUGAAUUAAUACAUGCAUGUGAUUUAAAUGAUUUAUAUAAUGGUACAAAUAAUUAUUCAUUAUGUCUUGUGAAUGAUAUUAAUAAUAGUGAAACAUCUUCAUCAGCAUCGAAUACUGAUCGAAGAAAAGGUGCUGAAACUAAUGCAAAUGAUUCUAUUGUACCAGAAUAUCUUUUACCUAAUCAAAAAGAUAUUCUACUUACGCCACUUUUUACAACAAAUAAUAAAAUUAAUCGAUUACAAUCUUUAAAAAUAUUAUCCUAUAGUGGUUGGAAUCCACCAAAUGGUUCAAGAAAAUUACAUGGUGAUCUUAUGUAUUUAAAAGUAACAACAUGUGAAGAAAAAUCAUUUCAUAUAACAGCCUGUACAAAAGGUUUUUAUGUUAGUCAAACAACAGAUGAAAAAUUUCUUCCAAAACCGGUGCAACCUAAAGCUAUAUUUCAUUCACUUGUUGAUUUAUUAAAUAAUAUUAGUCCAGUUUUUAAAAAAAAAUUUCGUGCUAUACAACGUAAACGUUGUACAAAACAUCCAUUUGAACGCAUACAAAUUCCAUUUCAAAUUCAUCCAUGGUUAUCACCACGUUUUGAACAUAUCAUGGAUCAUUUUCGAGCUGAAGAUGCAAAUAUAAAUAAACUUGGUCAUGAAGAUCAUAUACCUGGUCAAGUACGUGAUUGGAAUGAAGAAUUACAAAUAACAAAAGAAUUACCAAAGAAAAAUUUACCUGAAAGACUUAUACGUGAACGUGCAAUGUUCAAAGUUCAUACUGAUUUUAUUUCAGCUGCUAUUCGUGGUUGUCAAGCUGUUGUUGAUGGUAAUAUAAUGGCUAUUAAUCCUGGUGAAGAAUCAAAAGUUCAUAUGUAUAUAUGGAAUAAUAUGUUCUUCAGUCUUGGUUUUGAUGUAAAAGAUCAUUAUAAAGAUUUUGGUGGUGAUGCUGCUGCUCAUUCAGCACCAGCAAAUGAUUUACAAGGUGUUCGUGCUAUAAAUACACUUGAUUUAGAUGGUUUGCAUACAUUAGGCACUGUUGUUGUUGAUUAUCGUGGCAUGCGUGUUACUGCCCAAUCAAUUGUCCCCGGUAGGUAA
Rotaria sp. Silwood2 is the source of this 1614-nucleotide messenger RNA. The record is from the annotation of a GenBank genome assembly. Lineage: Eukaryota; Metazoa; Rotifera; Eurotatoria; Philodinida; Philodinidae.